Trypanosoma cruzi is the source of this 900-nucleotide messenger RNA. RefSeq lists its product as uncharacterized. The transcript has a single exon. Lineage: Eukaryota; Euglenozoa; Kinetoplastea; Trypanosomatida; Trypanosomatidae. The record is from RefSeq and is a predicted model, not a curated record. Bases 1 to 900 code for a protein of 299 amino acids.
AUGGGUUACCGGAAGGGAGUUAUUGUAAAGUCGAGUUGGAGCAACACGACUCCGACGGAGAGGAGAAAGCGAGGUCGGCCAGACCAAUCUCGUCCUGCGCCACCAAAUCCGUGGAGGGCAGCGACCCACAACGGAAGCAGUCCGCAGGAAACCACGCAUGUGUCACCGACGGUUUUCGGCGCCCCCAACUCGCCGGGAACGUUUCCACCAGUGCGAUCCAACGUAAGGUAUGGACACAUUGCGGAUGGUAGCGGCAGAAGUCGCCAAGUGGAGACGGAGAAGGAAAAGAAGCUGGCGCCGACCCAUUCAACGGAGCAGCCCAGCAAAGACAACGAAAAAAUAAAGCAUAUGGUGGAUACAGAGAAAGCCAAAGUAGCCGACCAACGGCCACCCACAGCGGAAGGUGGCUGUAGUCACGCCUCUCUGCAGGAGCUGUUGCGGCGCAUUAUUGCACUUGAGUUUUCUGGCCGGUGCACGCAGCGUUCCAUGGCGGUGUUGGAGACAAUUUGCGAUACACUCUGCCAGAGUCCGAUGGCCGUGGUGAAGGUGAUGGAAGUUCUUGAUGAGUGCUUUGCGGAGGCUGUCAACAUGAGACAGCAACAACAGCUCUUGAAUUACUGGUACAUAGUCGAUGCCGUGAUGAAACUGUUCCGCGACCGGCCCUCCAUGCUAAACGCAGUUGUUGUUGCCCUACCGCAUCUCCUCCUUCAAUACGUGCCCUGGAAAAAAAGUAGGCUUGCGGAAGAACCAUGGGUGCAGCGUGAAAGCGAUGGGCACCGCUACGAACAGUUGUUCCUCACCUGGGGCCGCGCCGUGCCAAAGCCGCUCCUUGAUGAAAUUUGGUCCUUGUGGAAAAACGGCGCUCCACAAACAGAGACAAAUUCCCUUAAUAAGCCAUAG